Messenger RNA from Rotaria socialis, 972 nucleotides. The record is from the annotation of a GenBank genome assembly. NCBI's taxonomy places the organism in Eukaryota, Metazoa, Rotifera, Eurotatoria, Philodinida, Philodinidae.
AUGUCGUAUAUUAAUCAACGAAAACAUGGUUUAAAUUUUCCCAAAAUUAAACGACUUAAUCAUCAUGCUAAUCAUCAUUGUGAAAAAAGAAUAGGAAACCAUCAUCUUGCGUUGAACAUUUUUGAGACAGCAUCAAACUAUAUAAAAUUUUUUGAUUAUCCACUGCCUGAUUUACUUGUUGAUCAUUCAACUGAUCCAUUGCAAAAUACAGCUCGAUCAUAUAUCGAUACAUCAAUGAAUAAUUCAAGUGAAGGUCGUUUUAAAAAUCAUGAUAUGAUUGUACGCCGAAACGGUGAAACAACGAUACUCCGGCCAAAACAAGAUUUAGUCCUUGUCAACGGCUUUACACCAGUUGUACGACCUUCAUCUAUAUUACCGUCAUAUCAACCUAUAAUGUCUCAUUCUCAAGUAGGCCCAUCUUUGGCAAUUAUGAAUAAAAUGUCAAUAAAGAAACGUGAACAAACAUCUAUAAUUAAAACCAAACGAAAGAAUCGGCAUCAACGAAAUCGUUCCAAUGAGAAAUUUAUUGAAAAAAAUAAAUUUCAACAUGACACUUUUUCAAAAAAUGAUUUUGGCCAUCAUAUUACACAUGAAUCAAAUUUUAUUCAUUUAGUUACACAAGCUAUACAUGAGAUUAUGGAAGAGAAAGUAUCUCAACCAGUACCUCUUAUGUCAAUUCUUCCUGAAUUUCCAAAUCCAUAUUCAAAUUAUGAAAACCAAUCAUUUAUACCACGUUUCGAAGAGAUACCUAUUAUUCAACCAAUAAAUCACUCAUCAUAUGCUAAUCAACAACAGUAUAUUCCAUCAUUAUUUUCAAUACCAAUUAAUAGAUAUGAUGAUUCAUCUUGCAAUGUUCUUCCAGAACAAAAUCGCCCACUGAAUUCUAUUUCUCUACAUCAUGAACAUAUUUGCUUCACUUCAUCAACGUCUCAUCAACAAAAUUAUGCUCAUAUGUCUGACUAUUUUUUUUAA